Messenger RNA from Phyllostomus hastatus (greater spear-nosed bat), 579 nucleotides. It is a transcript of the gene TMEM217, whose product is annotated as transmembrane protein 217. Lineage: Eukaryota; Metazoa; Chordata; Mammalia; Chiroptera; Phyllostomidae. The transcript has a single exon. The record is from RefSeq and is a predicted model, not a curated record. Bases 1 to 579 code for a protein of 192 amino acids.
AUGAAGCAGAAACGCUGGUGUGGGAUGACUGCCAAAACGGGCACCGUGUUAUCAGGGGUCUUUACCAUCAUAGCCACAUACAUGUACCUCAUCUUUGAACACAAGCACAUGAGGAGCAGCGACUGCACUGAGAUUAACCUAAGUGCCAAGAGUGUGAAUAUCCUGAUAAGUCAGUUCAUCGCGUGUUGGAGUUGGAACAUUGUCCUUUUCCUGUCUUGCAUCACCUUCAUCAUCAGCUGCUUGCUCCUGUACUCAGUAUAUGCCCAGAAGCACAGGGGCUUGGUGCUCUAUUUAAUCUGGAUCUUUUUCAAUGAAGCCAUAAACAUUAUAGUACAAAUCCUAACCAACAAUAACACCAACAUUGGAGAAGUCAAAGUCAUGCGCUGGUUUGGUUUAGUGUCCCGUAUAUCCAUGCAUUGUUUCUGGACGUUCUUUGUCAUGACUUAUGCCCAGAUAAUCUACAAAAGUAAAAGCCAGGGCAAUAUCAUUUCCUACAACAUACGUACAUCUAUAGGCAACAGAGAUUUUCCACGGCGGAAAUCAAAGAUAAUCAGCCUUUCCCGCCACUAUAAUGAAUAA